AUGCAUUCCAAUCACCUGCUUCUCGAGGAGCCUAUAAGGAUGGCCUCCAUCCUCGAGCCAUCCAAAUCUAGUUUCUUCCCUGCAAUGACAAAGAUCGUGGGGACUUUGGGCCCCAGGUCUCGAUCCGUCGACGUUAUCUCCGGUUGCCUCAAAGCUGGAAUGUCUGUGGCUAGAUUUGACUUUUCUUGGGGAGACUCACCGUUUCAUCAAGAAACAUUGGAGAAUUUGAGGAUGGCUAUCAAGAGCACCAAGAAGCUCUGUGCUGUUAUGCUAGAUACGGUGGGCCCCGAGAUGCAGGUUGUGAAUAAAAGUGAGACGGCUAUUUCACUUGUGGCAGACGGUACUGUUAUUCUGACACCUCAUCAGGGCCAGGAAGCGUCUUCAGAAGUGUUGCCUAUCAACUUUACUGGACUAUCUAAGGCUGUAAAGAAGGGAGACACCAUUUUUGUUGGCCAAUACCUGUUUACAGGAAGUGAAACUACAUCGGUGUGGCUGGAGGUAGUUGAGGUGAAAAAUGAAGAUGUAGUCUGUGUGAUAAAGAACUCUGCAACCUUGGCUGGGUCUCUGUUCACUUUGCAUGCCUCUCAAAUUCGAAUUGACUUGCCUACUCUCUCGGGCAAGGAUAAGGAGGUUAUUAGUACAUGGGGUGUUCAAAAUAAAAUUGACUUCCUCUCACUAUCAUAUACAAGGCACGCAGAAGAUGUUCGUGAAGCCCGUGAAUAUCUAUCUAAGUUGGGUGAUCUUAGUCAGACUCAAAUUUUUGCAAAAAUCGAAAAUGUAGAGGGUUUAACCCAUUUUGAUGAGAUCCUACAAGAAGCAGAUGGGAUCAUCCUGUCCCGUGGAAACCUUGGCAUAGAUCUCCCACCUGAGAAGGCCCGUGAAUAUCUAUCUAAGUUGGGUGAUCUUAGUCAGACUCAAAUUUUUGCAAAAAUCGAAAAUGUAGAGGGUUUAACCCAUUUUGAUGAGAUCCUACAAGAAGCAGAUGGGAUCAUCCUGUCCCGUGGAAACCUUGGCAUAGAUCUCCCACCUGAGAAGGUGUUCUUGUUUCAGAAGGCUGCUGUUUACAAGUGUAACAUGGCUGGAAAACCAGCGGUGGUAACUCGUGUCGUGGACAGCAUGACUGAUAAUCUGAGACCAACUCGUGCAGAAGCUACUGAUGUUGCCAAUGCCGUGUUGGAUGGCAGUGAUGCAAUUCUUCUUGGUGCUGAGACUUUGAGAGGAUUAUACCCUGUUGAGACUAUUUCUAUCGUCGGUAAAAUUUGUGCUGAGGCAGAGAAGGUCUUCAAUCAAGAUCUGUACUUCAAGAAGACUGUCAAAUAUGUUGGCGAACCAAUGACCCACUUAGAAUCUAUUGCUUCAUCCGCGGUACGGGCUGCCAUUAAGGUGAAGGCAUCUGUUAUUAUUUGCUUCACUUCAUCUGGAAGGGCUGCAAGGUUAAUUGCAAAGUAUAGGCCAACAAUGCCAGUUCUGUCAGUCGUCAUCCCCAGGCUUAAGACAAAUCAAUUGCGAUGGAGCUUUAGUGGUGCAUUUGAGGGUUUAACCCAUUUUGAUGAGAUCCUACAAGAAGCAGAUGGGAUCAUCCUGUCCCGUGGAAACCUUGGCAUAGAUCUCCCACCUGAGAAGGUGUUCUUGUUUCAGAAGGCUGCUGUUUACAAGUGUAACAUGGCUGGAAAACCAGCGGUGGUAACUCGUGUCGUGGACAGCAUGACUGAUAAUCUGAGACCAACUCGUGCAGAAGCUACUGAUGUUGCCAAUGCCGUGUUGGAUGCGGUGGUAACUCGUGUCGUGGACAGCAUGACUGAUAAUCUGAGACCUACUCGUGCAGAAGCUACUGAUGUUGCCAAUGCCGUGUUGGAUGGCAGUGAUGCAAUUCUUCUUGGUGCUGAGACUUUGAGAGGAUUAUACCCUGUUGAGACUAUUUCUAUCGUCGGUAAAAUUUGUGCUGAGGCAGAGAAGGUCUUCAAUCAAGAUCUGUACUUCAAGAAGACUGUCAAAUAUGUUGGCGAACCAAUGACCCACUUAGAAUCUAUUGCUUCAUCCGCGGUACGGGCUGCCAUUAAGGUGAAGGCAUCUGUUAUUAUUUGCUUCACUUCAUCUGGAAGGGCUGCAAGGUUAAUUGCAAAGUAUAGGCCAACAAUGCCAGUUCUGUCAGUCGUCAUCCCCAGGCUUAAGACAAAUCAAUUGCGAUGGAGCUUUAGUGGUGCAUUUGAGGCAAGGCAGUCCCUUAUAGUCAGAGGUCUUUUCCCAAUGCUUGCUGAUCCUCGACAUCCUGCUGAGUCUACAAACGCGACAAAUGAAUCAGUUCUGAAGGUUGCACUUGAUCAUGGAAAGGCCUCGGGAGUUGUAAAGUCACAUGACAGGGUUGUGGUUUGCCAAAAAGUUGGGGAUGCAUCUGUGGUGAAGAUUAUUGAGCUUGAAGAUUAA
This is a messenger RNA of Ilex paraguariensis (yerba mate), 2424 nucleotides long. The record is from the annotation of a GenBank genome assembly. NCBI's taxonomy places the organism in Eukaryota, Viridiplantae, Streptophyta, Magnoliopsida, Aquifoliales, Aquifoliaceae.